Messenger RNA from Ilex paraguariensis (yerba mate), 1040 nucleotides. Lineage: Eukaryota; Viridiplantae; Streptophyta; Magnoliopsida; Aquifoliales; Aquifoliaceae. The record is from the annotation of a GenBank genome assembly.
CUUUAUAUUUGGUCAGUUUAUAUGCCUAAGUUACCAACUUUUUAUGCUUACAAACACUACUGUUGAUAAGCAGAGACUAAACAAGGUCACUGAAAUUGUGUUUCACAAUGACUGUCAUUGCAAGAUCAAACACUUGGCAUGUUAUUGGGUUGGGAGAAACGCUUCGACAUCAUUUUGGGUAUCGCUCGAGGGCUUCUUUAUCUUCACCAAGAUUCCAGGUUGAGGAUUGUUCAUAGAGAUUUGAAAACAAGCAACAUUUUGUUAGAUGAGGAGAUGAAUCCCAAAAUUUCCGACUUUGGCUUGGCAAGAAUAGUUGGAGGUAAAGAAACAGAAGCAAAUACCAACAGAGUCGUUGGAACCUAUGGCUAUAUGUCUCCAGAGUAUGCAUUAGAUGGAUUGUUCUCAAUUAAAUCAGAUGUCUUCAGUUUUGGAGUUGUUGUCCUCGAGAUUAUUAGUGGGAAAAGGAACACAGGAUUUUAUAAUUCUAAAGAAGCCACGAAUCUUCUAGGCUAUGCUUGGAGAUUGUGGAAGGAAGAGAGGGCAAUGGACUUGGUGGACCAGACACUCCUGGAAUCAUGCAGUAGAAGUGAAGUUUUGAAGUGCAUAAAUGUUGGGCUCUUGUGUGUGCAAGAAGAUCCCAGUGAUCGUCCCACCAUGACAAAUGUAGUGUUAAUGCUCGGCGGUGAAACUGCAACUCUUCUGAACCCUAAACAACCGGCUUUUGUAGCAAGAAAACGCCUUUCCAGCACACCUUCUUCUUCCUCAAGUAAACAAGAAGCACAGUCCCAUAAUGAGUUGACAUUUUCUCUUGGAGAAGGUCGAUAAUGGUGUUCUUGAUUUAUGUUCUUCUUUAUCCAGGCUAAAACAGUUUUACUGGCCAAGUUUUGACAAUUAGGCAGGCACAUUUAGCUAUUCAGUUUAAUAUACGCUGAUAAUAAUUACAUACCCAAUUUUUUUUUCCUUUGUUUCUGUUUGUAGAAAGAAAGAUCUAGUUAUGCAUUAUCUUCCAAAUCCACCUCUUCAAGAUAAUUCGGAUCCUG